AUGGACUGGAACCUCCCGUACCCCGAGAUAGACACACGCCCUUUCUUCGGCGACGAGUUCAGGUUGAAGUGGGGCCACAAACUCCUCGAUACCAUCCUCGACGUGCUAGAUGUUUAUCAGACUCCAGAGGCUGAGCUGGGUGCUGCUUUCGAACAAGGAUUGGGACACGAUGACUUCGUGCGACACGUAGAGGCCAACAAGAAACCAGCUCUACGAGUCAUCUUUAUCCCCUGUCACCCCCUCUACGCUGACUCAGAAGAGGUGGAUCCGCCCAUCGCACUUCACCCAUCGACCGCUGAAUACCUCAUCAACAAGUUCAACGUUUCCCCGACCUUUAUCGCGACAAUAACCACAGAUGUCUGGGUGCUUAAGAGCGGGAAUGGGCGCUUCCACCGCAAAGAUAGUGGGGGUAAUCUCGCUAUCACUGGAUUCUAUCGUUUCGAGACGGGCGGGUUGAACAGAGGCACGCAUAUCUCCUCCAAUACUUGGUUCUCUCAUGAGCUCAAAGGCGGCAACCGAACAUCACUGUACAUCAUUCGCAACUGCUCUCAAGAAAUCAAAGACAACCUGCUGCGCAUAGCGAGAUGCCCCGCCUUGAUAUCUAGCCUCUUGCGUCCUCUGGCGGUGGAUGCGCUCAUCGCAGAUGCCUCCGCUUCAGCCUGGGGCAGAGAAUUUAUCGAACUCCGAGCUAAGCUAGUAGAUAAUGAACGCAGGAGCCCCUCGGAACUUAAACCGAGGCUCAACCAGGCUAUUCAAGAUUUACACACCCUCUCACAAGAAUUCCACAUCCUCCAAGUCAACCUCGACGAGCUCAUGGAACGCAUCCAGUACUUGAUCGGGGUGCACAAAGCAGUUUCGUCUCGCUCUCGCAAAUCACGCAGCCCAAACCCAACUCCAUCUGAAUCCCCUACGUCCGUAGCCGACUCCCUUUCCUACUUGAAAUCCAAAGUAACAAUAUGGCACCGCUGGUCGCACAACUACACCAACCGCGUAUCGAUCAAGAUCAACCUCCUCUUCAACCUCGCAUCCCAGUGGGACAACCAGACUAACCUCCGAAUAGCCGGGUUUACGAGCAAGAUUGCGACUAUCACGCAGAGGGAUAGUUCGUCGAUGAUAAAUAGGAUGGCUGCUGUAACUAUGCUCUUCCUGCCUGGCGCAUUUGUUUCGGCAAUAUUCAGCAUGGUAUUCUUCAACACCACAACCGAUUCCAACGGCACCCUCAAACUCUCAGUCACCCCCCACAUCUGGAUGUUCCCAGCCGUAACCGUACCUCUCACCCUGCUAGUGUUCUUACUAUGGAACCGGCUGAGGAAGAGGCAUAGUCAGUUGGCUUUGGGUGGUGUCGCAGCAGGGUCGUCUCCAGGAGGUGUAGAUGUUCCUUGGCACCAACCUGGUCAAAUUCCAGUUGACCAAGACUUUGGGGACGAGGAGUAUAAAAAGGGUUUAGUGAGAUCGGUGAGGGGAAUAGAUGUUGGAAGCAUUGGUGGAGAUAGUCGUAACAACGGCCUUCCGUACCUUCGUCGUUCUACAUCCAGGCCAGCGUCCAUGUCCAGGAUUCGGAAUUCUUAUGGAGCUUCAAGUUGUUGA
This is a messenger RNA of Coprinopsis cinerea okayama7#130, 1587 nucleotides long. RefSeq lists its product as hypothetical. Bases 1 to 1587 code for a protein of 528 amino acids. The record is from RefSeq and is a predicted model, not a curated record. Lineage: Eukaryota; Fungi; Basidiomycota; Agaricomycetes; Agaricales; Psathyrellaceae. The transcript has 7 exons.